CGAUUGUCUAAUGUCUACUCUACUCUAGUCUGUUAUGAUCUAACAUCAAAUAUUUAAUCUAACCAUACCAAAAUUUGACAAAAGUUGCAAUUAUAAAUAUUUACAAUAUUAUUCUCCAAUUUCAAUUAGUCCAUAAAUUGAAGAAUAAUAUGUGAUCUUCGAACUUCCAAUGGCGACAUCUGACUCUUUUGAAAAUGAACCCCAUUCUUGUGCCCGUGAAAUCGAUCCCAGUGAGGUUGAAUUGCUAGAGGUUGUGGGUGAAGGUAGUUUUGGAGUUGUACAUCGGGGUAUAUGGAACAACACCCAUGUAGCCAUAAAAAAUAUAACAAGAGAUGCCGAGAAGAAAGCCUUUCUAAUUGAAGUUCGACAGUUGUCUAGAGUAGAACAUGAAAACAUAGUAAAGCUUUAUGGUGCUUGUACAAGAGGACAACACUUUUUUCUUGUUAUGGAAUAUGCAGAGGGAGGCUCACUAUUUAAUGUGCUUCAUAAAUCUGCUUUAGGCUAUACCAUGGCUCACGCUAUGUCCUGGGCUUGUCAAUGUGCUAGGGGAGUUGCAUAUCUUCACGGAAUGAAACCAAAGCCUCUGAUACAUAGAGAUUUAAAGCCCCCUAAUCUUCUUUUAAUAAGUGGAGGCGUACAUUUAAAAAUAUGUGAUUUUGGUACUGCAGCAGAUAAAAAUACUUAUAUGACAAAUAAUAAGGGGUCUGCUGCUUGGAUGGCACCUGAAGUUUUCUCAACUUCUCGAUAUACAGAGAAAUGUGAUGUAUUUAGUUGGGGCAUUAUUUUAUGGGAGGUGAUAGCAAGGAGGAAACCUUUUUAUAACCAGAGCAGCUCUGCUUUCAGUAUAAUGUGGGCAGUACACAAAGGCAAGAGACCUCCAUUGAUAAGGAAUUGUCCACCUUGUAUUGAAAAACUGAUGGUGGAGAGCUGGCAUCAUAUUCCUGAUAAUAGGCCGAGUAUGGAACAGAUUGUUUGCAAAAUGGAAAAUAUCUGCCGACUUUUGCCAGGAGCCGACCAACCAAUUCAGGCAACAGAGUAUUGCUACGAAGACGAAUUUGAAGAAGAGGAAGAAGAAAUAGAAGAAAUUUUCAAUGACGCGCACUCCACAAGUGAGAACGUCGUGAAGACAUUACCACAACCUGUUGGGGAUCAAUCUUUAAAAAUUGACAUACCAAAUUCUUGGGAGCUAGAAAACAGUGAUGAUCUGAUUGGUUAUGAAAUUCAGACAAGGCCAGGUCUGGAUGAAUGUGUAAGGAAAGAACGUUCACAAAACACAGUGACAAUAGGUAGCACAUCAGAGAUUUUACAUAACACCCAAGACUUAAACGAUGACAUUUUGCUUAGUACGCUAGAUCCAGAACUGAGGCCAGCUACUCCAGACACCAAUGAUCCAAAAUCCAUGGAUGUUUAUGAGGAACAUAAAAAGUUAGCUAAGGAAUAUUUAAAGAUGCAAACCGAGCUAGUUUAUCUUACUCAGCGAAGGUCCGAACUACUUCAGCAGGAGGCAGAGGAUGAAAGGCGGCAGCGUACCUUACGCAAACUUCAAGAAGAAAAAGAAGAGAUGCGUAUGCUUAGGGACUGUUUGCAGCAACAACGCGAAGAAAACAUGGAACAACCCGCCGUGGCUAGGAACUCUGGUGAUGGCUGGGUUAUAGUGCCUAGGAAUGACAGACUGAAUCAAUAAUAUCGAAAUGAUGUAUUUUAACCUUGUGACAUAAUUGGAUUGUAUAUACUGGGUGAGGCGAUGUACAGUACAAAAAAAUCUCAUCUUUGUACCAGAUAACAUACUGAGAUUCCGUUAAGUUAUGGUAGGAUUAAUAGGGUCCACUUUCUAUUAUUUGUCUUCUAGAUAAUACUAAUGUAGCAAUGUGCAACUGAGAGUGAAAUAUGUUUAAAGUUUUUUCUUUAACCUAUUUUCUUAAUCUGUAAUAUAAGUACUAUUUUAACAUUAACAUGUUUUUGAAGGGCAUUUAUUUAUUUUUGCUGUUUGUAUCGAAGUUUUACCAUCCUGGGAUGCAGUUUGAAAAUUUCUCUAUGCACUUCAAAACAGACUCAGAUUUUAUUAUAAAAUUAUUUUUUUAA
Molecule: messenger RNA, 2082 nt
Organism: Anthonomus grandis grandis
Lineage: Eukaryota; Metazoa; Arthropoda; Insecta; Coleoptera; Curculionidae
Gene: Tak1
Product: mitogen-activated protein kinase kinase kinase 7
Exons: 8
Coding region: 170-1684 (504 amino acids)
Biological process (GO): protein phosphorylation; positive regulation of canonical NF-kappaB signal transduction; JNK cascade
Molecular function (GO): ATP binding; magnesium ion binding; MAP kinase kinase kinase activity
Source: RefSeq, a predicted model, not a curated record